Molecule: messenger RNA, 342 nt
Organism: Penicillium cinerascens
Lineage: Eukaryota; Fungi; Ascomycota; Eurotiomycetes; Eurotiales; Aspergillaceae
Exons: 2
Coding region: 1-342 (113 amino acids)
Source: RefSeq, a predicted model, not a curated record
AUGGCCAAUAUUGGCUAUGAAGGGUUGAAGGUGUUGAUCGGAGGGCCCGAUGGCUCGGUCGAGCCGACAUACUCCGUUAGUUUCGAUGCACAAGUUGCCGACAUUUGCUUCAGUGAAUGGAUUGGGCGGCUCAACCCCGUCAGGCUUGACAGGCAUUACGAUAUCUCUGUACGAAAAUACCCAGCCUGGUUACCGGGAAUUGAUCCGAAAUUCAAGCACCCCCCACUCCUGAUGUGCUUGAGAGGCAGCGUCAACCGCUUUGGCUGGGAUCAAACAGGGUCAGAGGCAUUUGAUGUGUUAUAUACAGAGGAACGAGCCACUUACUCUCAGACUGGGCACUGA